Pseudonaja textilis is the source of this 3045-nucleotide messenger RNA. NCBI's taxonomy places the organism in Eukaryota, Metazoa, Chordata, Lepidosauria, Squamata, Elapidae. The record is from RefSeq and is a predicted model, not a curated record.
AGAAGCUGAAAUAUUUUAUUAUGAGUUUCCUGUUAAACUAUGAAGAGGGACUGAGAGAUGUUCAGAAUAUCUGAUUGUGUGUCUUUUGGAGCAGCUAUUUGUACAGAAAAGAUUUCAAAUUUCAUGUUCUUUUUUCUACAGAGACAGUCAAACUUUUCUAAACCAUGAUCGUCAGCUAAAAAAGAUUCAAGGAAACAGCUUGCUCAAUGGACAAACUUCAGGGAUGGACUGGGCUGAUUAUCAUUCUGAUGGUCUACCUAAUAGAUCCUGGCUUUGGCUAUGCCAUUGUAGAAGGUCCUCAAAAUUUAACAGUUGUUGUAGGUUCAAUGGCCCGAUUUAGCUGCACAGUGUCAGAUGGGUGGAAAAUUUUGAUAUGGCUUUUCAAUGGAAAUCCUAAGCUAUCGGUGUUGAGUGAUGGAAAAACUAUUGUAACAGAUAAGCGAUAUAAUCAGAAAGGUUCUAACAUAAGUGGUAGCAGGUUUACUUCAGAGCUGAUGAUCGAUGAUGUUCAGCUGACAGAUUCUGGACAAAUCAAAUGUAGCCUCCAGAACAAUAAUGACAAUAGAUAUGCAUUUCUUUCCGUACAAAUAGGAUGUGAUAAUGAAGAUUGGCGAAUCCGAACUAUAAUUUUAGCUGUUGUGUUGUCAGUGGCUCUUUUACUCCUUCUGAUCCUUAUUAUUCUCCUUAUUAUAUGUUGCUGCAAAAGAAGAAAAGAGUCCAACUAUCAAAGUGAGCUAAGAAAGAUUUCAGGGAAGAAAGAGAAAGCUAGAAAUUUGGAAACUGUGAGUCACAGUGGAAAGGAAAACUAUGGCUACAGUGCAGAGCAAAUGCCACGAGAUCACACUUCCUUCCCAGUUACAAAAAAUGUUUAUGAUACAAAGCAAGAUCUGAAUGUGAGUUCUUUAUCAGAGGUGUUGAACAAUGAAUUUCAAGCAGGAGAACUUCCUUCAAGCACUAAUGUUUAUCCAAUUAAUCCAGUCAAAAUCAGAAAUGUGACACUAAUAUAGGAAAACAGUUAAAAUUUAUAUCAUUUCUUAAAAUUUCCUCAUUUAUUUGAAAAUCAGAAUCAAUGCAAUAAUUUCUGAAGAAUUUUAAUGAAGAAGCAACUGCUGUUUCCUGAUAAAACAAUGAAUUUUUCUUUAAAUAUUUAUUUUCUGUCUUCUUUAAAAUGUAUUGUAAACUAGUAGAAGUUUCACUAUCACCUUUAACCUGUUAAUUCAAAGUAAGGUAAUAGUCAUAUUUUAAAUCAUAAGACCUAUGAUAUUAAUUUUAUUUUCAAAAUGCAAGCACUUAUGAUUUAAGAGUAACAAUAUGGUUGCAUAUUCAUAUAUUUCUGGUUGCACACAUCAUACAAUGAUGACAUGACAACAGAAACUCCUGCAAGGAUAUGUACAAUUCAUAUUUAAAAUAAAUCCAACAUGGGAUUUCCAUGAGAACAGGUAUAAAAGCUUAAAUAAAAUGGAAUCCAUUGUGACAUGGCAUUGAAUAGAUGUAAUGCUAUUGAUCCUUCUCCAGUCAAAAAAUGCACACAUAGCAUGAUUUGUUUACAAAAGAUUGUGUAAAAUAGUAUAUACUUGAAAUUUGCAUUAAAAAGUAUAAAGUAUAGUUAUUUGCAUUUAAAAAAUUCUCCAUUUAGAUAAUUUUUUAAAAAGAUUAUAUCUCAAUAAUUAAAUUAGAAUAUGUAUGCAGGAAAAUACACCAAACAAUAUCUUUCCAAUAUAUUAGGGGAAACCUGUGUUAAAUGUAUAUUUUGAAAUGCUUUAUUACUUAUAUAAGCAUGUGUUUAAAUUAUAUUUAUUAGGGGAUAUUGCAAAUAGAAGCUCCAUAUUAAGUAAAGUUUACAAUCAGAACAUAUGUAUUUAUUUUGUUAAACAAACAUUGAAAUUGUUAAUAUUUCUGAUAUUACUGUGCUAAGCAUCUUAACUUCCUUGUGUUUCACUUACCACUGGCAUAUGUUGUCACUUAGAUUACAUUUUUUAUUAUUUACUUAUUAAAUUAAAUUCUGACUUUUUCUGUGUUAUACACCUGUCAUCUAAGAACAUAGUUAGAAGUAGGAGUUAUUAAAAUUGAUUGGGCUUCUUUCCUUUAAUAAGUUGAAGUUCUCAAACCACUUUUUCCUUCUUUAAUCAUUUUUUGAAAAUCUUUGCAUAAAGUCAUCUGUGAUUAUUAAAGUGCAUUUUAAAUUAUUUAAUUGCCAAAUAAAAGGUUCCUAAUUUUCACCUUUUUCUUUCUAAUUAAACAUUUAAGAUAGAAUGGCUGGGUCAUCUUAAAGAAUAACAAAUUUAUUCUGGCACUUCUGUGGAUUGGAAUCUUCUUCAUUAACACAGUAAUACGUCUAAGUCACACUCAAUUCCUGAUGCCUUAGGAAUUGAUGAUAAUAAUGUUUUCUUUGUAACUAUAUGGAAAUGGUAUCCAUGGCCGCUGCCUUCUUCUAGGAUUUUUUUCCCAGUUUUUCUACAGCUUUUCUAUUUCCUGAUUAUAUAUUAUCACAUGCUAAAUAGAUCUGACUGUGCUUAGCCAUUCAGUCUAUUUUAAGACCAUACUAACUUUCUUGCUCUUUGAGGAUACACAAAUUUGUUUCUUCUGCAUGGAACUAAAGUAGUUGCUCUGCUAUUAGUCUGAUGAUAGAAUAAUGUAACUGGCCAUUUAGGCAACUGCCCUGUCUUGCUCACUGAAAUGUCACCCUUCAGCAUGUAAAUAUGAAGAUACAUUUUUUUUAUUUUUUUCAUACAAUUAAUUUCUAUAAAGUUCACUGGUUAACAAUUGUAAAAUUAUUGGCUUUCAUUUUUGUGUGCGAAAGAAUCAGAAAUGAUGUGGCAUUGCUCUAUCUUCCCCACUUGUCUGUAGAUAUGCAGUAUUUUAUGGCUCUCAGUGGAUGCUCUCCUGCUGACUGUGGAGAUCACUGGAGAAUAAAUUGGUUACUUGGCUUUAAAAAAAGGAACAGGUGAAAAAAUACAUUGAAAAGUGAAAUAAAGACAUGGGGGUAGCAAAAUAGAUUUUUUUUCUUCCUUUAUGAACUGUCCUCACACAUGGAAGAAUAUGGAC